Drosophila mauritiana is the source of this 2718-nucleotide messenger RNA. RefSeq lists its product as uncharacterized. The record is from RefSeq and is a predicted model, not a curated record. The coding region runs from base 1650 to 2594 and encodes 314 amino acids. Gene Ontology annotation, molecular function: carbohydrate binding. NCBI's taxonomy places the organism in Eukaryota, Metazoa, Arthropoda, Insecta, Diptera, Drosophilidae. The transcript has 3 exons.
CUCCGCCUGGAGCCAUCCGAAUCCACCCCGGGCAGCGAAUUACUUGGGCCAAGGGAAUGCAAACUGUGAUCAUCCCGAAAGUUUGUUCGUUUGGCUUAAGUUAUUUUCAUGUCCGACUAAAGCGCCACGUGGUAGAGAUCGGAUCGGAUCGGAUAUACAAGGUGGAUACGGUGGUCACCUUCCCAGGAAGUGCUCUUUCGGUCUGCUAACAGCUCGAGUGAACUAAUGAGUUGGCCCCGCUUGGGGAUCCUAACUGGGUACGUCAGCAGGUGAGGAUCGGGGUGAGUCUGAACCCCAUGAGAAGCGCCUCCUCGAAGGCCCAUCGAUCUGGAAUGAUUAGCCUGGCACUGAUACCGAACGGCGACGUGAUUCGCUCCGCUCCCAAAUAGCAGACGCCGGCUGAUUAAAUCCGCCGCCAUAUUCGGCUUCCGUUUGGGCUUCGGAGUCCGACUCCGAAUCCGAAUCCGAGGGAAGAACUGCUGUUCGUUCGGCUGGCGCUGGGGCUGGGAAUCGACUCCACUUGGUGCGCUGGCACGGUCGCUCGGGAGCGUAAACCCAUUAUCACUAUAUUGGUUGUACGAUUUGCGGAUCCGUCGCCAGUUGGCCGACUGUAAAAUCUGAUUUCUGUAGACGUGUCGUCGCUUUGCCCCAACCGAUUCGAUACGGCUGGGGAAACUGACUUGGGAACGAGAUAAGAGCUCUGGGAACUCUGGGAACACCGAAAGAAAUGCGGACACAGUGUGCUGAUCAUUUCGAGGAAUUAUCUUACCCCCAGAACUGAUUGAUUGAAGAUAUAUUUGCUCUAAGGAGUAUAUCCUGAUGAUAUUGAUUUGGAUUGAAGGUAUCUAUUUUACGAUGGAUGUAUUAGGCAUUAGAGUGGCUUUUUUCCAGUGCAGUGGGUGCCAAAGGGCUGUGGGUCUGUGGGUAGGACAAACGUGGCACUUAUAAGGUAAAAAGGUAGCCGAAGCCGAGCUGAUAAUUGUGCAACGUACACAAACCUUGCUCGCAUUGCUCCACUUGCUUUCGGGUUAUCAGUUGGAGUGACAAGCGGAAAUUAAAGUUGAAAUCGACACGAUUAUUUCAUUAGUUCUGUUUGCGAAGGGCCGAACAAGUGGGCGUGUGCCCACCCAGCGUGGCUGGGUGGAGUGAUCCGAAAGGUCGGAUCCGAAAGGCAGGAGCUGGCAAGGUCACCCGGAUGUUUAUAUUCGGCAGUCUAGUUGCCGAUUGACGGAUUGAUUGUCAGUGGCCAUAACUAACCAAUUAGCGAUUGCCAUUCGUGGCAGGCAAAGCCAGGCACAUCUUCGGGUGGUUGGAUCGGGUGGGUGACCAGGUGGCCCGUGUGCUCCAAGGUGAAACGCAGCCAGAAAUAAGUGCGCCCAGCCAAGUCGAGUUAAGCUGAAGACUUGGACCCAAUUCGACCAGGUGCAAGCGACAGAAACAGCGAAGGCGGCAUAGACAAACAGAGGCCACGUACAGUGAAGCCUCCAAGCAGGACCACUCCUUUCGAAGAGAGCCAUCUUAAUCUUAGAAAUCGCACGAAUAAGGCUAAUAGAAUGCAAAGCUCUGGCUGAGAUCUGGAUUCGAAUGGAUGGACUGGUCGGCUUUAAGGACCUUCCACUGUUCGAGGGCACGAGUGGAGCCCUGGGAAGAUGUCAUUGGUUUGGACGUGGACGAAAGCGAAAGGUGUAGACGCAGACAGAGACGGAGACAGAACUUCAGCGAAUAUGCCAAGGAUUUCGCUGGACCUCACGGACAAUGUGAACGCGCAGAACGAGAGCGAAACGGUGUUCCUGAAGAUCGAGGCCAACUUCCGCGAGGGCCAGAUCAUCCGCAGCAUGUUCCAGCCGGGCGAGGGAUGGCAGCAGGAGGAGAUCUCGAAGAACUGGAAGUGCGACGGCCCGAAGAACCCGCUGCAGCCGGGCCAGAGCUUCACCUUCCGGGUGGCGGUGCUGCAGCGAUGCUUCGAGAUCUACGUGAACGACCAGCUGUACGGGUCCUUCGAGUUCGUCAAGUUCCCCAAGCAAAUCAACUACGUGCGCACCUACGGCGACUUCGAGAAGAUCACCCAGUUCCACCACCGCAUGCUCUUUCCGCUCGUCUUCCCCAGAACGCUCAUGUGCCCGGACAAGGUGGCCUUCCAGAGCGACGUGCCCAGGCGGUAUGAAACCGGUACGGUGGUGGCCAUGGAGUGCAUCGCCAAGGGCCCGCCGACCACGGAGUUCUCCAUCUGCUUCCAGUGCAACGACACCGGGAGGACGGUGCUCCGGUUUCACGUGAACUUCGAUCGGACAACCGUGUCACGCAGCUACCAGCGCGAAGACAACAGCUUUGCCUUGAGCGACGAGGAGACCGAGGGCGAAUUCCCAUUUGUACGCGGAAAGCUUUUCAAGAUCGCGUUUGGGCUCGGGGAUCGGGCUUUCCUGAUCGCCGUCAACGGGCAGUACUUCACCUACUACAACUUUCCCGGACGCCCCUUCUCCAUAUCCACUCUGAAGUGCUUCACCAACGAAGUGGGCGACUUCGCCGUGCGGAGCAUGGAGUAUCACUCCGAUUCUCCGCUUCUGGCCCGCGUGGAGAAGUUGUCCAUCAUUUAAUCGAAAGGGAUUCCGGAAGUCUUCUAUAAUCGAUUCGAGUUCUCGUAGUAUGCUCUUUGUUCAAUCGUUGGCUUUGAUCACCGUACAGCACCAGUUAACUUCUUCUUGUGAGCAUCCAAAUAAA